AAGAGAAUGAAAGAAAUCAUGUUACAGUGUUUUCUCUCCGUCAAAUCCAAGCUGGAAUGCAAACUGGGCUUCUUUGAUCUCAUCGGCUGCGACUUCCUGAUUGAUGAAGAUUUUAAGGUGUGGCUCUUGGAAAUGAACGCCAAUCCUGCUUUGCAUACCAACUGCACGGGGCUGAGGACCGUCAUUCCCACGGUGGUGAACGAGACCCUGGAUUUGACCAUCGAGAUCUUCACCAAGGCUCAGAAGACUCAGAGCAUUCUCCCCCUGGAGUCCCUCUGCCAUUUCGUCCUCCUCUACAACGGGACAGCGUCCAACAACGGGCUCCCCCAGGCAUCCAAGAGCAAGACCUCCCUCUAUUCUCUAAAGAUCCCCCGGGCAAGUCUGGAGAAAGCCACCAGCAGCAGCAGCAACCUCGGGCUGCCCAACCCUCUUCCGCCGGACAAACAGCCGUCCCCCAAAGUCCCCGAGAAGGUGUUGAAGGCGGACAGCAAAGGAGAGCCGUCUGGCGCUUCUGACGGGCUGGCUGUGCCCUCCGUCAAAGGUCUCCGGCGAGACCCGCUCCCCAUGCCUCAGAUCCAGAUCUCCAUCGUCCCCAGCCUGACCUGCUGUCCUUCUGUCAAAGCCAUCCUCCGGAGACACCAAGUCUGCACCAGUGGCAACCAGUACAUCAUCAAACCCGUUCCGGCCACCCCGGACAAGGCCGAGGGCUCCGAGGAUCCAGCCAAGUCCUUCCAUCUGCCCCGCGGGAACUCCAAAGAUAAGUCCUACACCACCUGGUUCCAGCAAACCUUCGGGACCAAGAUGCCAGCGGCCAGCGGCAACGGCAGCACGGAGAAUGCCUUGACCAGCUCGCAGAUGCUCUCCCUCCAUCUUCAGUCCAACUUGCCGCCCAACGGCCUGCUCCUCCCGGAGUUCCCCAAGUCCUUCUCCCCACUGGUGGUCAAGGGGCCGGCGGCGGCCGAGAGCAAGUCCAGGGCCGUAACUGUCAGCCAGAGUUGCCGGGAACUGCUCCCAGACGAGAAAAAGAUCUCCCACCGGGGCUCCUAAAACGCCGGACGCCGGCGUAUUCCGAAAGUCCCCCCUUUUCUUAUAAAGAACAAAACCAGGAAGGAAAAGAAGGCCGGAGAAACACCCUUCUUUCUGAUGUGUUCCAGCAUCUUUCUUGGCACGGGAGGCGGGGGGUGUUCUGGGUGGGCACGACGUCUGUUCGAUCUCUCUGGGCCACUUAAAUAUUUCCCCCCAAAACCCACAGGGCGAAAUGCUGUAUUUGCUUAAAAGCCAAUCACACCCCCCCCUUUCUUUUGUUUAAUUUUUUGAGCCGCGGAGAGCUUUCUGCUUUUCUCCCCCUUUGGCAUUAUUAUUAUUAUUUUCCCUCCCCCUCUCCAAAGACUUAUGACCACUACAAUUCCCAUCCUCCUGCGGUUGUGCAAAUUAAUGGGCGGUUUCCAAGGCUUUAUUGGACUAGAUGAUCUCUCUGGGACCCCCGUCCAGCUCUUUGGUUCUGGACUGGAGACAUUCCAACGUUUCUGAAAAUUGCCAGGUUGAGGUCUUUUUGAUAGGGGAUGAUGUGUUAUGGGAAAACCAUACCACACCCUGAGCCCAUGAUGGAGGAAUAAUAUACAACUCAUAAUAAGAAUAAUAGACUGCAGCCUAAACCUGGGUCAAAAUGCCCAGAAUCCAGUUUAUUUCGGUAGGCCACAACCGUUUGCUUUAUUAAGUGGGUCGAAAAAAACCCAACAUGUGGGAUGACCCACCAACAGGACAAUCUUUGUCUUCUAAUUCUUGGCUGUUUUUUCCCCGCGUCUCCGACGAGGUGGCUUCCGUUUUUGUGCCUCAUUCUCAGCUCCCUCCACCAAAAGAGUCUUCGGGUCAGCUUCCAAAAGGCUACAGCCCGUCCUGCGGAGUUGGACAGGGGGUUGAGCCCCUCCACCCACCCUUCCCAAUUCUUUCAGUAUACGCUCCCAGCACGCUCCCGAUGGCCUAGGUUACUAUUCCGGGAUGCCCAGGCCCACGGCGUUCCCACAACCGUCGAUUCUAGCCCUCCCACCCAAUCCUUGCAGGCUCGUGGCACCGUCUUCCUGGCCUCUCCACCUUUCCUCCCCCGUGGAAUGUGGUUGUGCAAAUCAGCACAGGCCCCACUUUGCAAAGGGUUGCGUGAAGGCAACUAAGGGUCCCAACUCCUGCGUGGGAAAAUGGAGCUUUCCGCGAGAUUUGGCCUCCCAUGAAAGAACCUGCGGUGGUUACUCUAGCUCACACCUCCCCCGUAGAAUUCUCUACACCGUCCACGAGUAUCUUUGGUGGAGGGAUGAAGUAAGCAGCUAGGGCCAUCAAGAGGCGGUUGAACCUUGAACUGCCUUCCUCCUUUGUGAACUGAUGGGAGUUAUAAUUCACCAUUUGGACCGUAAGACGGUCUCUCCUCGGUUUUAUUACACCCGUGACAAUAUCCCAUUGGGUGCGGUGAUUUGAAUAACACAACAAAACAGCACAGAACCCUUUUGCGGUGCUUCAAUCCGGGAGGAUUUGGGAUUGGUGCAAAUUACGCCCCUUACUCAUAGCAGGCCACCGUUCUCCUACAAAAGCUAAGGAAUUUGGAAAAAGGAAUCAUUUGCCUCUACAAAUCUCCCUGU
Thamnophis sirtalis is the source of this 2627-nucleotide messenger RNA. NCBI's taxonomy places the organism in Eukaryota, Metazoa, Chordata, Lepidosauria, Squamata, Natricidae. The record is from RefSeq and is a predicted model, not a curated record.